Aureococcus anophagefferens is the source of this 1736-nucleotide messenger RNA. RefSeq lists its product as hypothetical. Gene Ontology annotation, molecular function: RNA helicase activity; ATP binding; mRNA binding. The coding region runs from base 134 to 1390 and encodes 418 amino acids. The record is from RefSeq and is a predicted model, not a curated record. The transcript has a single exon. Gene Ontology annotation, biological process: cytoplasmic stress granule assembly; P-body assembly. Lineage: Eukaryota; Pelagophyceae; Pelagomonadales; Pelagomonadaceae. Gene Ontology annotation, cellular component: cytoplasmic stress granule; P-body.
GCCAUUGGCGGCCUCCUGAGUCCGAGCUCGGCGGUACUUACACCCCGAUCCCCCUCCGCGGUGAUUGAUCCUGAUCACUUCUCGCCGACUGCAUACGACAGGUGGCGUCGAAUUUGUACAAAGAUUGUAGCGUAUGGCGUCACUUGUAACCUCACACGCUAUGCAUCCUUCAGCAGAUGAUGAUGAGACGUGGCGCGACAACUUGCAACUACCAACUAAGGACACUCGAUACCAAACUGAAGAUGUAACUCUAACGCGAGGGCAGGAAUUUGAGGACUACUUUCUGAAGCGCGAGCUCUUGAUGGGCAUAUUUGAGAAGGGGUUUGAGCGACCCUCGCCUGUCCAGGAGAGAGCGAUUCCGAUUAUACUCCAGAACCGAAACGUUCUCGCACGUGCUAAGAAUGGGACUGGCAAGACUGCAGCGUUCAUUAUUCCCUGCCUCGAGAAAACAGACCCCUCGAAAAAAUUUAUACAAGUGCUCAUCCUAAUCCCAACUCGGGAACUUGCACUUCAAACAUCAGCUGUAGUCCGUGAACUUGGGAAACACAUGAAAGUUGAGUGCAUGGUAUCCACUGGUGGGACCUCCCUGAAGGAUGACAUUAUGCGUCUAUACAAGCCUGUCCACGUACUUGUCGGCACGCCAGGGCGCAUUCUUGACUUAUCAGAGAAGGGCGUCGCAGCAUUGGGUCGCUGCCAUACGGUCAUUAUGGAUGAAGCUGACAAGCUGCUUUCGCCGGAGUUUGAGCCCCUCCUGGAAAAACUCGUGCACCACUGCUCCCCCGAGCGCCAGAUCUGUCUCUUUUCAGCGACGUUCCCUGUUACGGUGAAAAAUUUCAAGGAAAAAUUCAUCCACAAUCCCUACGAAAUUAAUCUCAUGGAUGAUCUCACGCUAAAAGGCAUAACCCAGUUUUAUGCUUUUGUUGAGGAAAGACAAAAGGUGCAUUGCCUACAUACACUAUUCACCAAGCUUGAGAUUAAUCAGUCAGUCAUUUUUUGCAACUCAGUCAACCGUGUGGAAUUACUCGCCAAAAAGAUCACCGAACUCGGCUACUCGUGCUUUUACAUCCACGCUAAGAUGCAGCAAUCGCAUCGUAAUCGCGUCUUCCACGAGUUCCGCAAUGGCUCUACUCGUCACCUCGUUUCCUCCGACCUCUUCACACGUGGUAUUGACAUUCAGUCCGUUAAUGUUGUCAUCAAUUUUGACUUUCCAAAGACGUCUGAAACCUAUCUGCAUCGCAUUGGGCGUGCAGGUCGCUUCGGGCAUCUCGGCCUCGCCAUCAAUCUCAUCACUUUUGACGAUCGCUUCAAUUUAUAUCGUAUUGAAUCCGAGCUUGCCACAGAAAUAAAGCCCAUUCCGCCAACAAUCGAACGUGAGUUAUACUGUCGUUAAGCUGGACACUACAUAAGCCAAUCUUAUUGCAUUUUAUUUCGAUGUGCAUAACUUGGAGAGUACUUGGAAGUAGCAACGUUCGUCAUGGGACCUCGGGGCCGCUCGUGACCUCCACGCUCAAGAUAUUCGAUCGCUGGCAUGAGGUCUAGGGUCCUCUUCCCUAUCUAUAGGCCAGUCUGGGGCAGUCGAUCACGCUCACUUAGCGAUGUUUGACUUGCUUCAGACUUCUUGGCCAAGGGGACAAGGAAAGACAACACCAAGCUGGGCAAUCGGGAAAUGGCCCUCUUAUAGGAUGGGUUUGUGGUGGGUGCGCCUUCCCGCUAGGGGUUAACGCCAGUUCCUGUGC